AUGAACGACGAAACUCAAUUCACAGAAAGAGCACUGACAAUUCUGACGCUGGCCCAAAAACUAGCGCAAGACCAUCAGCAUGCCCAAUUGCAGCCUGUACAUAUCUUGGGUGCAUUUGUGGAAACACCUGAAGAUGGCUCAAUUCCAUACCUACAAAACUUGAUUGAGAAGGCCAGGUACGACUACGAUACUUUCCGCAGGACGGUCAACAAGCAUGUCGUAAGGAUUCCACAACAAAAUCCUGCACCUGCUCAAGUUACACCUAGCUAUGCUACAGGCCAAGUACUACAAGAGGCUAUGAAAAUUCAAAAGCAGCAAAAAGACUCUUUUGUCGCUCAAGACCAUAUUCUUUUCGCUCUUUUCAAAGACUCUACUAUCCAGCAAAUAUUCAAAGAAGCACAAGUUGAUGUUGAAGCUGUAAAGCAACAAGCGCUCGAGUUGAGAGGCAACCAGAAGAUUGAUUCCCGCGGAGCGGACACGAGUAGCUCCCUCGAAUAUUUGAGCAAAUAUGCCAUCGACAUGACAGAGCAAGCAAGGAUGGGCAAGCUUGACCCUGUUAUUGGCAGAGAAGAAGAAAUUAGAAGUACGAUCAGAGUACUGGCUAGAAGGAUUAAGUCCAACCCUUGUUUGAUCGGUGAGCCUGGUAUUGGUAAAACCGCAAUUAUUGAGGGUGUUGCCCAGCGUAUUAUUGAUGAUGACGUUCCCAGCAUAUUAUUCGGUUCCAAACUGUUUAGCUUGGACCUUGCUGCUCUGACAGCAGGUGCCAAAUACAAGGGUGACUACGAAGAAAGAUUGAAAGGCGUUCUCAAGGAGGUCGAAGAGUCCAAAACUUUGAUCAUCCUGUUUAUUGACGAAAUUCACAUGCUUAUGGGCAACGGCAAAGACGACGCAGCCAACAUUUUGAAGCCAGCACUUUCUAGAGGCCAUUUGAAGGUUAUCGGCGCUACCACUAACAACGAAUAUAGAUCAAUUGUGGAGAAGGAUGGCGCGUUCGAAAGGCGUUUCCAGAAGAUAGACGUCCAGGAGCCAACGACGAGACAGACUGUGGCCAUAUUGAGAGGCCUUCAGCAAAAGUACGAGAUUCACCAUGGUGUGAGAAUUCUUGACAGCGCUUUGGUUACAGCUUCGCAACUUGCCAAGAGAUAUCUUCCUUACAGAAGACUUCCUGACUCAGCUCUGGAUCUAGUCGACAUAUCUUGCGCCGGUGUUGCUGUAGCUAGAGACUCUAAACCAGAAGAGCUUGACUCUAAGGAGCGUGCACUACAACUAUUGCAAGUCGAAAUAAAGGCUCUUGAAAGAGAUGAAGAGGCUGACCCAACCACCAAGGAAAGGUUGCAACAAGCCAGACAAAGGGAAGCAUCUUUGCAAGAAGAACUUGAGCCUUUAAGACAACGCUACAACGAGGAAAGAAAAGGCCAUGAAGAAUUAACCAAGGCUAAGAAGAAGUUAGAAGAGCUUGAGAACAAGGCCGCAGAUGCUGAACGUCGCUACGACACUGCAACUGCUGCCGACUUGAGAUACUUCGCCAUCCCAGAUCUGAAGAAUCAAAUCGAGGUUCUUGAGAACCAAGUUUUGGAAGAAGAAAGCCGUGCCGGAUCUGGAGCAAUGGUCCAGAACGUGGUCGACAGCGACACAAUUGCUGAAACGGCCGCUAGAUUGACCGGUAUCCCAGUGAACAAGCUUACCGAGUCGGAGAACGAGAAACUCAUCCACAUGGAAAGAGAGCUUUCUUCGGAGGUGGUCGGCCAGUCUGAGGCUAUCAAGGCCGUGUCGAAUGCGGUGAGAUUGUCGAGGUCCGGUCUGUCCAACCCAAGACAGCCUGCUUCCUUCCUUUUCCUGGGUCUCUCAGGCUCUGGUAAGACCGAGCUGGCCAAGAGAAUCGCCGCGUUUUUGUUCAACGACUCAGACGCGAUGAUCCGUGUGGACUGUUCGGAGUUAAGCGAGAAAUACUCCGUUUCCAAGCUGCUGGGUACCACGGCGGGAUACGUUGGCUACGAGGAGGGUGGCUUCCUGACAAACCAGUUGCAGCGCAGACCUUACUCGGUGCUGUUGUUCGACGAGGUCGAGAAGGCUCACCCUGACGUGCUGACCGUGAUGCUGCAAAUGCUGGAUGACGGUAGACUGACUUCUGGCCAGGGCAAGACCAUCGACUGCUCAAACUGUAUCAUCAUCAUGACUUCGAACCUUGGUGCAACUUUCAUCAGUUCGCAGUCGGGCUCUCGCAUCGAGGAGUCCACCAAGAACCUUGUCAUGGGCGCUGUGAAGCAGCACUUCAGACCCGAAUUCCUGAACAGAAUCUCGAGCAUAGUGGUGUUCAACAAGCUAUCGCCAAAGGCCAUCCAUAGAAUUGUGGAUAUCCGGCUCAAAGAGAUUGAGGACCGGUUCGAGGAGAACGACAAGCACUACAAGCUGGACCUCACGCCGGAGGCCAAGAACUACCUGGCCAGAAACGGCUACUCCGAGGACAUGGGUGCUCGGCCUUUGAACCGUCUCAUUCAGAACGAGAUCCUGAACCGCAUGGCAAUGCGUAUCCUAAAGGGCCAAAUCAAGGACAAAGAAACAGUCAGGGUCGUACUUAAGCACAACGAGAAUCCCGACAUGGAAGAGCCGGACCAGUUAGACGUUCUUCCCAACCAUCAGAGCUCAGACGCUGAUAUGGACGUUGACAAUGACUGGGACGAAGAUCUCGACGACAGCGUGACUGACGCCACGCCCCUAGACUAA
This is a messenger RNA of Lachancea thermotolerans CBS 6340, 2724 nucleotides long. It is a transcript of the gene HSP104, whose product is annotated as chaperone ATPase HSP104. NCBI's taxonomy places the organism in Eukaryota, Fungi, Ascomycota, Saccharomycetes, Saccharomycetales, Saccharomycetaceae. The transcript has a single exon. The record is from RefSeq and is a predicted model, not a curated record. Gene Ontology annotation, cellular component: cytoplasm; cytosol. Gene Ontology annotation, biological process: cellular response to heat; regulation of DNA-templated transcription. Gene Ontology annotation, molecular function: ATP binding; transcription factor binding; ATP hydrolysis activity. Bases 1 to 2724 code for a protein of 907 amino acids.